Molecule: messenger RNA, 234 nt
Organism: Dentiscutata heterogama
Lineage: Eukaryota; Fungi; Glomeromycota; Glomeromycetes; Diversisporales; Gigasporaceae
Source: the annotation of a GenBank genome assembly
AAUAAUCAGCCAGAUGGUCCCGAGAGGACCGAUUCAUAUGUAAAAAGUGGUGGCGAAAAAAAUAAUGAGCCAGAGAGCUCUAGCGCUUCUUCAGAACAAAUCAUACCCGCUACUAUUUCUAAAGAAAAAAUUUCAUUAGGUGUUAUUGUGAAAAAGCUAUGGAAUUUGGAGAGCAUCAUGCCAAAAGAAAAAGUCAGAUAUCCUGCCCACAAAAAAUAUAUAAAUAGAGAAGAG